UAAAGAUUACGAAGUCUAAAAGAAAAAACUCAAUGAUCUGAGUACUGUCCUGAAUAUAUUAAAAUCACAUGAAACAUGAAACGUUUUUAAUGGUUGUAUGAAAUGAAAAAACCCAGGAAAUUUGAACAAAGUCGGACUGCUUAUUCCCAAGUUAUCAUUAUCAGAAAUGGUUGCCAACUUUCAUAAAUCACCCUGUAUCUCCGAAACUAACAGUCUUAGGAUAUACAAGCCACUUUUCUGAUAGGUCUGGAUGGCCUGCAUUCACCACUAGCCUAUGGCCAACCACUCAUGAUUACACCCUGUAUAACUUGGAGUUGUGUUAGUUUGAUAAAAAGUAAUGUUGGGAAAGUCCUUAUCAUAACAUCCAAUAAGAACAUUAUCAAUAACACGAAAACAAUGAUUUUCACUUAAUAUGAGCUUUCUCGUAAUAGUAUCGUUACAAAAUGAUACGCUGUAUCACAUCAAAAAUAUAUUAUUUCUUUCAUUUCAUUUUUAGGGAAUAAUAAAAAUGUUUCCAAUCGAAAACGUUUUAUUUUUUGUAGGAAAUGGAAAAUCAUCGGAAUGUACUUGUUCUUCAAUUCAUGAUAAUGGUGCCCUUUACAAUAGCACGUUUUUGGUUUUUUGUUUUUUUGGUAUAAUUUUUAAUUGGAUGUCUUUGCUGAUUUUGAUAGAUAAGGAACAUAAAUUAGCAGUGUUUACUUAUUUGACAGUUUAUACUGCGAUGGAUUUGCUGCACACCAUAAUCCUGUGUCUCUAUGUCAUAGUUUACAUUUAUUUGAGAGACACAUCAUUAUUCAGGUUGGUUGAAUUAUUAGAAAACUUUUGCACUGAGGUACUGAAUACAAUAAGAAUCAUAGCGAUGCUUUCCAUCACAUUAGAUCGUAUAGUUCAUCUGGAGAUGAUACUUGGGCUACGCAAUUCAAAAAAGCAUAGUUCCCAAAAGCGAGCAAGAGUGGUGAUGAUUAUCACUUUCGUGCUGUGUAUUUGUGCCAAUUUACCGAACUUGUUGAUGUACAAAUGCGGGGAUGUAUUUUUGGACCCAGAUAUCUCUUUUUUGCAUUCUCAAUUUUAUUUUUCCUACAACUGGAUUUACUUCCCUUUAUUUUAUCUCAUACCUAGCUUUUUUCUUAUAAUUGGAAACAUGGUGUUGAUAAUAUUGCUCAGGCGUGCUCUGCAGAGAGAACAUCUUAAAGGCAAAGCGACAAGGAGGAAGAACUUCACACUCACUAUAACAGCCACCGUUAUUAUUUUAACUUUUGUGGUUGUCCAAAUUCCAGGUUACAUCGCGGUGAGAUCUCACUUUAUCAGCAUGGCACCCUCAAAUAUGGAUGCAAAUGAGUUGAAGAUGGUGGAUUUUAUUAUUCAGAUUUUCCGUUUUGUUCCGGCAUUAAACAGCCUAGCCAAUUUAUUUAUAUACAUCCUCUUGUGUCCCCCUUUCAAAAGGACCCUGGCAAAAACUUUGAUGGAUCAGAGAAAGAAGUUUGGUUUUAGGUCAAGUGUCAUAGUUGGAGUGUAAGGGCACCUGAAACCGAUAUAAGACGUAUCUUGAAUAAAUCAAUACAACAGAAAAGUGUUUCAGUUUACACGUGUUAUAUUUUUUCGAUUUCUUACGAAGAUAGCCAUAUUGUAAUGUAAUAAAUCAUUGCUGAAGUUGUAGUAGCCACAAUCUAACCCACAGUCUUUAUAAGCAUUCAAUAAACGUUUCGACAAGGAUGUUUUCAUCUGUAGUGACCAAAAGUUUCUUAUAAUUUAUUUCAUAGUAACAAGAAACUAAAAUUGAAAAUAAACCCUUAAUAAAUGCUUACAGAGUGAGUCUUUGACUUGUAGGUACAUACAGGGUGGUCCAACGAAUAGGGAAAGGGGUGUUGCGAUACUAAUUUUGAAGAUCGUAUCGAGUACUAUCUGACCCAAAAAUGUCGCUUCAAAAUAUCAAUCGUGUUAAGGUGUUAAGCUUUCGUUGGACCAUACUGUAUUGUUGACAAAAAAACAAUAUUUUUUUCUUUUACAAUUUUUCCGAUUCGGAAAUAAGGAUACUGAUGUUUUUCCAAGGUUAAGAUAUGUCAUUUUAAUCUUGGAAAUAGCUGCUAUCAGAAGAACGAGUAUAAACCCACUUUUUCCAUUUCCAUUUGGUGAACGAAGUAGUAUUUAUAUAUAUAUUUUUUUAUUUAUAUUCUUCUCUUGAUUUCUAUUUCAUUAUGGAUAUUAAUCAA
Messenger RNA from Harmonia axyridis, 2210 nucleotides. RefSeq lists its product as uncharacterized. The record is from RefSeq and is a predicted model, not a curated record. Bases 509 to 1516 code for a protein of 335 amino acids. The transcript has 6 exons. Gene Ontology annotation, molecular function: G protein-coupled receptor activity. Gene Ontology annotation, cellular component: membrane. Lineage: Eukaryota; Metazoa; Arthropoda; Insecta; Coleoptera; Coccinellidae. Gene Ontology annotation, biological process: G protein-coupled receptor signaling pathway.